AUGGCUGUCGUUAAGAAAAAACGUACUAAUGAUAAAGGAACUGAAGCGAGCAAAUCUUUGAAAGUUAAAAAAGAAAAAGCUGCGAAGCGGAAGUUAGAGGAAGAUAUUACCGAAGAAGUUUCUUCAGAACAACCAAUCAAGCUAAAAGGAACCGCGGCAACACCGAAGAAAGUUAUUAAGAAUGUCGUAAAGAAGACAAAAAAGCAGCUUUUUGAAGAAGAGGAGGGGGAUGAAGAAAAUUUGACCAUUAAAAAGCUUGACGGAUUGGGAUUUGAAGCUAAUGAUGAUGAAGAUGACGCAAUGCCCGAUGAUUUUGAUAACUCGGACGAUGACGAUUUACCGAUUGAAAAAAAGUCGAAGGCACUUGAUGCGGCUAAAGAACAAACAAUGAAAGAAGCUGAGGAAGAGUUGCAGCUUAAUAUUGCCAAUCAAGAAAAAUUUGUUUUGCCUACAGUUGAAGAAAUUGAAGCAGAACUGAAAUCGGCUCCAAACUUGGAGAUUGUCAGACAACGCAUUGCCGAUGUUAUUCAAGUCCUUGGUGAUUUCAAAAAUCGGCGCGACCCGAACAAGAGUCGUGAACAGUAUUUGGAUGUUCUUCGCAAGGAUUUGUGUAAUCAGUAUGGCUAUAAUGAUUAUUUGAUGGGAAAAUUCAUGGAUUUAUUCCCAAAUGGUGCUGAGUUGCUAGAAUUUUUGGAAGCUAACGACAACCCGAGACCAGUCACAAUUAGAGCGAAUUCGUUGAAAGUUAAAAGGCGUGAUUUGGCAAAAAAUUUAAUCGCUCGCGGAAUGAAUGUAGAUCCAGCUGCUGAAUGGACAAAAGUCGGACUUGUCGUUUACGAUUCGCAAGUCCCGGUAGGAGCUACUCCGGAGUACCUCGCUGGACAUUAUAUGAUCCAAGGAUUGAAUUCCUUGUUGCCCGUCAUGGCGCUUGCUCCUCAACCUGGUGAUCGUGUUCUUGAUAUGUGCGCUGCGCCAGGAGGAAAGACUUCACAUAUUGCUGCGUUGAUGAAAAAUUCUGGAGUUCUUUUUGCCAAUGAUGCCAAUUUUGCUCGUUGUCGCGCCAUCAUUGGUAACCUUCAUCGUCUCGGAGUUAACAAUACCGUGGUUUGCAAUUUGAACGGAGAGGAGUUUGCCAAAAUUCGACCAAAUGGAUUUGAUCGAAUUCUACUCGAUGCUCCAUGCUCCGGUACAGGAGUUAUCUGGAAGGAUCAAACGGUUAAAACCAGCAAAGAUAGUCAGGAUGUUCAGCGAAGACACACAGUUCAAAGACAGCUAAUUUUGUCUGCUUUUGAUGCACUUGAUGCUAAUUCACCAAAUGGCGGAUAUUUAGUGUAUUCAACUUGUUCCGUCUUGGUUGAGGAAAACGAAGCGGUUGUCAACUUUUUGUUGCAAAAACGGCACUGCGAGUUAGUUCAGACAGGCUUGCCAAUUGGCGUUGACGGAUUCACGAGAUUCCGUGAUUAUCGUUUCCAUCCAUCUCUUUCUCUAACUAAACGUUAUUACCCCCAUGUUCAUAACAUCGAUGGUUUCUUUGUGGCAAAAAUUAAGAAACUUUCGAAUGCGAAAGCAAGCAAGUUCGAAGUUUUAGAGGCGGAAAAGGAAAAGGCUGAAAAGAAGAAUGCUUCGAAACAAACAAACACUGAUAGUGAUGAUGAAAUUGAAGAAAAGACCACCGAAAAGAUUAAUGGAAAUGCGGAAAAGGGUCUAGGGAAGAAAAAAAAUAAGCACCCCGUGGAAGAAGACGACGAUGACAGUGAUACUAAUGCGCCAAUGAGAAAUAUCGGUUCUGGAGCAAGAGCGAAUAAGAAGAAACGAAACCAGAGGAAGUCUGAAGAAAAGCGUAAGCAACUUGAAGCUGAUGAUGGUUUCAACACUGUCGGCUUCAUCAAGAAGGCUAAAAAGGAGAAGUCGUUUGUGUCGAAGGUGCCAAAACGUGCCGCGGCUCGCAAGGGAGCAAAAUCUGUAAAGAAUCGGAGAAAGAAGAUUCUCGCCAAACAGCAAUAA
Molecule: messenger RNA, 2004 nt
Organism: Caenorhabditis bovis
Lineage: Eukaryota; Metazoa; Nematoda; Chromadorea; Rhabditida; Rhabditidae
Source: the annotation of a GenBank genome assembly